Messenger RNA from Ilyonectria robusta, 819 nucleotides. RefSeq lists its product as uncharacterized. Lineage: Eukaryota; Fungi; Ascomycota; Sordariomycetes; Hypocreales; Nectriaceae. The transcript has 2 exons. The coding region runs from base 1 to 819 and encodes 272 amino acids. The record is from RefSeq and is a predicted model, not a curated record.
AUGUCUGUGCUAGGUCAAACCUGCUCAUCCACUGUGGAUGUGAUGGCUAAAGCUUCAGAAACCUGGCUUAAGUUGGCGCUGUCUCGUCGCGACAAGGCUGUUCCCUGUACUGGCGAUGCCCAAAACUUGGCCUCGCUUCUUACUUGUUUCUGGUGGAUGAUGAUGGCGGGUACGCGCCUCUUUCUGGAUUUCAAGAGGCUAGGCAACACGUGUGCCGUUGUUUCUCCAGCACACUUGAAGUUACGAUCGACCGCUGGCUGGGAUGUAGUUGCAUUGUACGGAGUGCGUGGGCCACUCUCGCUGAGAAUUUUGACAGAUCAACAAUCUAGAUGGCUGGCAAUGGUGGCGAUACUUUCAAGCUUCGUCCCUGGAACGAUAGGCAAAGGUAUCCGAGACUCCCAGCUUGACUUGCCUUCACACCGAAUCACAUCUCCAAGCGACACGUCUGUUGAUGGGGGUCCGAGCCUCGCCAUCUAUAGACGCACUCCAUACUCGACUCCAUCGCAAUCCUUGUCUGCUAGACGCCUGUUCUCAUACGGCCACCGCUUCCGUGUUUCCUUCCGGUUGCACCAUCUUAUGCCCAGCUGCUGUCGUGGGGAGUUGGGCAUCCUUCUCCAUCACGUCCAACGUGUAUCGUCGAAGGAAGCGCUGCCAGCCAUUGGACCCACAAUUGACAGGCGACGUGUUCCAACAAUGCCGCUCUGUCAUGUGCUGCUAAAUUCCGGGAUGACCUCAGCUGCAACCGAGCGACUGAUAGAGUUCGACCAGUCUGGGUUGGUUGACUGCACUUUCGUGGUUGGGUUGGGUAGCAAUGCCUAG